Messenger RNA from Arctia plantaginis, 201 nucleotides. The record is from the annotation of a GenBank genome assembly. Lineage: Eukaryota; Metazoa; Arthropoda; Insecta; Lepidoptera; Erebidae.
AUGAUCAACCAAAAAUUUAAGCUCAUGUUCAAGACUUGCUUUGUUUUUGAACGCAAAAGACCGAUAGAAGUUAACGUGAACAUUAUUUUAAAAGUAGGUCAUUUGCACACUAACGGAUUUGGUUACCGAGCUUUAGUACAGUGUGAAGUUCUAAGUGUUGAAUUAAUGAUAGAAGUAAUUUGUGGUCAUGGCAGAAAAUGA